UUAGAUUCAUUACGCUAGCUGUUCGGUAGUACACUCUCCCGCAGACGAUUGCGGCCUCACUCAACAUAUUAGAGCUUAAAACCCUUCUCUGCUUGUAGCCAUUUCAGUUCGAAGCUCCAGAAUUCUGUAGAUUCUUCUAUCGAAGAUACAGAGAUGGCUUUCCUAAACAGAAUCGGGAACUUGCUAAAGCAAAACAUCGGCAAGCAUGUUUCUUCAAAUUUAUCUGCCUCGAAUCCCUCACUUUUUCAGGCAGUAAGAAGCAUGUCCUCAUCAUCAAAGCUCUUUGUUGGAGGUCUCUCUUACAGCACAGAUGAAAUGAGUUUACGAGAGGCUUUCUCUCAGUAUGGGGAAGUGGUUGAAGCCAGAAUUAUCAUGGACCGUGAGACUGGAAGAUCACGAGGAUUUGCAUUCAUUACUUUCACGUCAACUGAGUCUGCUUCCAGUGCCAUCCAAGCAUUCGAUGGGCAGGAUCUACACGGGCGUAGGAUCAGGGUGAACUAUGCUACAGAAAAGCCUAGGGGUGGAGGUUUUGGAGGUGGAUUUGGUGGUCCCGGAGGUGGUUUCAAUUACGGCGGUCAGGGUGGUAACUACAACCGCGGAGGAGGGUAUCAGGGAGGCGGAGGAUAUGGUGGCGGGGGCGGCGGCGGCUUUGGUGGAUACGGUGGUGGCAGCCAAUACCCUGAUGGUGGAUACCAAGGCGGAGGCGGUGGAUUUGGAAACAGCCCCCAGUAUCCCACUGGAGGUGGCGGUGGCUUUGGUGGUGGGGACAACUACCCUAGCGGCAGUGGUGGUGCUGAUUAUCUACAAAGUGGUGGAAACAAUGCUGGCACUGGCGGCUACUAUUCCGGCAACCCGACUGGCUUUGCUGAGAUAAACGAACAAAGAAGCCAGAUCGAGGAUUUUAAGCCUGAUGUGGUGGAUGAGAAUGGCAGGGAUGGGUUUGAUGCUGCUGAGAACAACAACGAUUUUCAGGUGGAUGCCAUGGAUGAACAUGAAAAACAGCAGGGAUGGCGGUGAGGAUGAUGGGUCGGAAUCGAAUCGAGUCGGAUACUGCAGGUAUGUUCUUUUUUUGUCAUAAGAAACUGGUUUAGUUCUUUUUAUUUAGCCAGCCAAUAUUUUCGAAUAAUCAUCUUGGAUUGUGGAUGUCUUCUCCGCUUAAUUUCUUUGAAAUUUUGAUGAUAUGUUCAUUUCUUUAUCUAUAUUUUGUUUUCUGGUUA
Messenger RNA from Andrographis paniculata, 1217 nucleotides. RefSeq names its product glycine-rich RNA-binding protein 2, mitochondrial-like. The record is from RefSeq and is a predicted model, not a curated record. Gene Ontology annotation, molecular function: RNA binding. The transcript has 5 exons. Lineage: Eukaryota; Viridiplantae; Streptophyta; Magnoliopsida; Lamiales; Acanthaceae. The coding region runs from base 154 to 1017 and encodes 287 amino acids.